Lolium perenne is the source of this 1922-nucleotide messenger RNA. Its product is annotated as oxalate--CoA ligase. The record is from RefSeq and is a predicted model, not a curated record. Gene Ontology annotation, molecular function: medium-chain fatty acid-CoA ligase activity. NCBI's taxonomy places the organism in Eukaryota, Viridiplantae, Streptophyta, Magnoliopsida, Poales, Poaceae. Gene Ontology annotation, biological process: fatty acid metabolic process.
CAACACAAGCGAACGCCAGUCACCACACACGAUCCGUGACACGCCCUCAACGACGCCGCAGCCCAACACGAAACCAGACCGGAUCGAGCACCCGUCGCCGCCGGCGUAACCGUCGCAGAUGGAGGAGGAGACCCUGACGCUCACGGCCCUGCUCAAGGCCGCCGCCGCCGCCCACCCGUCGCGCCGCGCGAUCGCCGUUCAUGGCAAGAUCGACCUCACGCACGCCGACCUCGACGCCCUCGUCGACGCCGCCGCCGCGCGCCUCCACGGCGCCGGGGUCCGGCCGGGCCAAACCGUCGCGCUCUGCUUCCCCAACACCGUCGAGCUGGUGGUCACGUUCCUGGCGGUGAUCCGAGCGCGGGCCGUGGCGGCGCCGCUGAACCCGGCGUACACGCAGGAGGAGUUCGAGUUCUACCUCUCCGACUCGGAGGCGCGGCUCCUGGUCACCAACGCGGAGGGCAACGCCGCCGCGCAGGCGGCCGCCGCCAAGCUGGGCCUCGUCCACGCCGCCACGACCACCCUCGUCUCCCCCGCCGGCCCGCUGCACCUCUCCGGCCUCCCCGAUGCCAAAGAAAACGGCGCCCAGCAGGAGAACGGCCUCUCCUGCGACAACGAUCCGUCGGACGUGGCCCUGUUCCUGCACACGUCCGGCACGACGAGCCGGCCCAAGGGUGUGCCGCUGACGCAGCGCAACCUGGCGGCGUCGGUGCAGAACAUCCGGGCGGCGUACCGGUUCGUGGAGACGGACGCGACGGUGGUGACGCUGCCGCUGUUCCACGUGCACGGGCUGAUGUGCGCGCUGCUGUCGUCGCUGGCUUCCGGCGCGGCGGUGACGCUGCCCGCGGGCGGGCGGUUCUCGGCGUCGACGUUCUGGGCCGACAUGCGGGCGGCCGGGGCGACGUGGUACACGGCGGUGCCGACCAUCCACCAGAUCAUCCUCGACCGGCACGCGUCGAAACCCGAGGGGUACCCGGCGCUGCGGUUCGUGCGCAGCUGCAGCGCGUCGCUGGCGCCGGUGAUCCUGGAGCGGCUGGAGGCGGCGUUCGGGGCGCCGGUUCUGGAGGCGUACGCGAUGACGGAGGCGUCGCACAUGAUGACGUCGAACCCGCUGCCGGAGGACGGGGCGCGGAAGCCGGGUUCGGUGGGGCGGCCGGCGGGGAAGAUGGAGCUGGCGGUCCUGGACGAGCAGGGGCGGGAGGUGGCGGCGGGGAGCCCCGGGGAGGUGUGCGUGCGGGGGGCCAACGUGACGGCGGGGUACAAGGGGAACCCGGCGGCGAACGCGGAGGCGUUCGCGUACGGGUGGUUCCACACGGGCGACAUCGGCGUGCGGGACGCGGAGGACGGGUUCGUGCGGCUGGUGGGGCGGAUCAAGGAGCUGGUGAACCGCGGCGGCGAGAAGAUCUCGCCGAUCGAGGUGGACUCGGUGCUGCUGUCGCACCCGGACGUGGCGCAGGCGGUGGCGUUCGGGGUCCCCGACGAGAAGUACGGCGAGGAGAUCCACUGCGCGGUGAUCCCGCGGGACGGGGUGAGCAUGGCGGAGGAGGAGGUGGUGGCGUUCUGCCGGCGGAACCUGGCGGCGUUCAAGGUGCCCAAGAAGGUGUACAUCGCCGACGACCUCCCCAAGACGGCCACCGGCAAGAUCCAGCGCCGCAUCGUGUCGCAGCACUUCUUCGUGCCGCCGGCAGCCGCCGCCACCAAGGCCUAGAGGAUCUUGUUUCUUGUUCUUGUUUGUUUGCACGACGACGAGGGGAUGAGAUUGCGCGCCACAUUGGAAGUCGUGAAACGAAUAAUCAAACUGUGCUAGUGACUAUUCUUUUGAAAAGGAAAACCCGUGUGAUCACACACGCGAAGAAGCACUGACCAGCUCUUCUUUUUCUGGUGGCUUUUAGUUUAUUUUACUGUUGAAAGAAAAAGGUUUGUUA